AUGAAUAAUAGAGAGUUACGUAGUAAAAUAAGACCAGGUCGUGGCGCUCGCAAGAAACAAGAGCAAUUAAAUGAUAAGCGUCGACCGCAAAGAUACACAACAAAACAAACAUAUGAACAGAAGCCACAAUUGUUAAAAGAGAUCGAUAUUGAAAUUCGUUUAUUUGAUGCUGUUACUCCAGACACCGAUAUCAAUGUUAAUGAAUAUUUGUUGUUUGAAAAAACGAUUGUUAAACAUCAAGGAAAAAAAAUGCAAAAUUUGUUAAAAUUAAUCGAGCGCAUUUGCGAUGUUCGCGUUGUUACUUUUUGGAAUCCGAACACAGUUAUCAUUUAUUUUGUUGGAAGUAAAAACAAACAUUCGUUAUUACAUACUUAUUUUAAUGCGCUAUUCAAUUAUGAACGAGAUCAAUAUUUUAUUUAUGGUGAAACAUUUUCAAAAAUAUUUACAGAUCAAUCUUAUUUGGAUAAUAUUUGUUUAAGAUCGAAAGUUUUAAUUGAUAUAGAAUUGGAUCGACAUCGAUUGAUUAUGUGUGGUAAUUCGGUUAAUGUUCAGGCUUGUUUUAAUGAACUAUUGAGUUUAAAAAAACAAUAUUUAAGUAAUGACGGAUGUAGUGAUAGUAAUAUCAAUUUGAAUAACACAAUUGAAUGUUUAAAAGCAACAAAAAUUAGUGAUAAUAAAGAAACAGUGGGAGAAGGAGAAUUAGAGAUUAUCGUGACAGAUGAUGAACAACUUCCGGAUUAUUCAACAUAUAAAAAAGAUGUCAAUGCAUCGAUUUUGCGCGUUUUAUUAGAAUCAAACGAUAAUAAUGAACAAACUGAUACGGCAAUGGCAGAUAAUAUGAUUUGCGAUGCUAAGUCAACAAUAAUGACACCAUUAGAAGACAAUAUGAAUGCUGGAUCUAAUUUAAAAGCAUCCAUGUCGAAUGAAACAGUGGUACUCUCGGAUAGUUCAGAUACGGAAUCUGAUCAUAUUGAAAUUAUAGAAAUGAUUAUUCCUCAUCAAAGAUCAGGUCCAUCUCUAAAGACAAUGAAUAAUACACUUUUAGCAUGUAAUCAAUCUCUUUCCACUUCGUCCGAUAGUCUACGAUGUAUUGCUAUCGACGGACAAAAUGUCGCACGCAAUUCAAAUGAUAAUUCACGAAUAUUUUCAUGGACACGUUUAAGAAAUGCGAUUCAAUAUUUUCAAAAACGUGGUCACCAACAGAUUGUAGCAUUUUUACCCAAUUAUCUUCGUAAUCAUAUUUCAAAUAAAAUAACAUUUUUGGAAGCAUCUGUUGAAAAACAAAUCCGUGAUGAUUUAAUUCAAAACAAUCUUCUUGCGUUUACACCGUCUCGGUAUUUGAAUGAUCGUCGUCUAACAAAUUAUGAUGAUCGAGUACUACCGUUUAUGUUUGUUGGUGAAUAUUUUAUGCCGGCGACAGAUCCUAUUGGACGAAAUGGUCCUAAUCUCGACGAAUUUUUAUCUAAACGACCUGUCUCUUGCAAUCCACCUCCAUUGUCAUCGAUAUACAAAUUACCGUCUCAUGCUAUCAAUUUAACACCUUGUCCACUAAUGACCAUUUCAUUUCCAACAAAACCAGAUGGUUGUUAA
Molecule: messenger RNA, 1590 nt
Organism: Didymodactylos carnosus
Lineage: Eukaryota; Metazoa; Rotifera; Eurotatoria; Philodinida; Philodinidae
Source: the annotation of a GenBank genome assembly